AUGUCGGAAUGUGAAGGAACAAGUACCCGUCUGGUAGAUUACGUUGUCAUCAUCGAGUUCGACGAAACUCAAAUACGACAUGGGAGCAGUGUUGGGAAUAUUGUACAGCGCUUCCCAAAAUAUGAUUGGUCAGAUAUAUCACUAUCACCAAGCCUUGAAGUGUUUUCUCAACCACAAGGUUGGGCGCUUUCGGCGGAAAUGCGUCCUGUUUGCUUCUUCGCGAAUACACUGACGGAUAUUAUGGGUGCUAGGCAAUAUGCUUGCUGUUUGCAGGUUUACGAGCCAUGUGGAGAUGAUAUCGAAGAGGUGGAUGAUACGAGAUCUGACGAAGGACCAAGUCUAUUCAAGCCGAAAGUUAUAGUGAUAUUAUCGCGUUUCCCUUUUUUCGAUUUAUUCAGAAACUGCUUAAAUCAGAUACUCUUGGCUUUAUUGGAAGCAGAAGAUAAAGCCGAAUUGAUGAUUUCAACGCUGCUCUCUCAGGUUUAUCUGACACCGGGUAUGCCUGCGGUAUCAUUUUGUUUAGGGAGUGAUCGACUUUCUGUACGGGCUCCCAAAUCGCCAACUAUACCUGUCACAUCUGAUAAAGUGACAUUAUUUCUUCAGCAGUUAGGAACAAUCCAUAAUAUUUUAACGUUGCUUUGUGCUGUUAUGACUGAUUACAAGAUAUUAUUUCGAUCCAGUUCACUUUCUUUGCUUGCUGAUAGCUGCUACGCUCUGCGUUCGCUUCUAUAUCCUUUUGAUUACCCGCAUACUUAUGUUCCUGUACUGCCUGAAUUACUCAUUGAGUACCUAGAAAGCCCAACUCCAUACAUAAUGGGUGUGUUAAACACCGUCCGUAUACGGUGUACUGAUUUAGAUGCAGUUGUAGUGGAUCUAGAUGUUGGUGCUGUUUACGUGCCACCUUCGAUUACAAUACCUGUAAUUCCUCAACCGUUCCAUCAGCAGCUCACUUCUUCAUUGCAAAUGGUACUAUAUCCCGGUUUGGCUACCGCGGAUUUUGCGUGGAAAGUUGGGCAGCCGCCAUUUCCUGCUUGUGAAGUACAGGACAAAAGAAUUCGAGCAUGUUUCCUUCGUUUCUUUGCGGAUUUGUUAGUGGGUUAUCGGUGUUGCUUGGAAGUUAUUCGUGUUUAUACGCCACCAUUAAUCGUCUUUCACAAAUCUGCAUUUCUGGGUUUACGGCAGUUUUCUUCGUGUCCACUUAUUCGUGCUUUUCUUGAUAGCUUGCUUUUCCAGUCUUUCAUAUCCGAACGCGGGUUACCGUUCCGGAUUUGCGACUUAUUCGAUGAACUUGUUGCUCAGAUUAGCGAACAGUCAAAUGGUCAGUCAACUUUACGAACAACCAGUAUAGAAAAUAUCAUUGAGAUUGCUGAAAAAUUACUUGAGAAUGAAAGACAAGAAACUCCGUUUUCAAUCACUCCAUUUGUAACUCGACAGCGAUUUACCAUUUCAUUUUCAUCUACAAAAUUACGUCUUCUUAAUAAUGAUUUGGUGUCACAGUCAAUCAAGCAUAAGUUAAAAACAACCCCAAAUAGUGUAGCACCCGUAUUAUGUCCACGUCGUGUCCAAGCUACGCCCUGGAUUACUGCUAAGGAAGAACGUAUGGGAGCAGUUUCCAGACGUUUACAAGUUCUUAGCAGCUGUUUGCAUCAUAUAUUUGAUUUCAAAUUAUCGGAUGCCAGAAAGAUAAUGUGUGCAGUAGAGUUAUCAAUGCGAAGCGUUAAUGCUCGCGUAGCAUUUUGUCAAUUGCUGUGGAAAAAUCUUGUCCCAAUCAACCGUGCAACGUUAUUCCCACAGCAGUUUGAAUUAAUUGUGCGAUUAAUGAACUGCGCUCUCAAUCGCUUGACAGCCGGUGUACAUCAGUUUGCAUACACUUGCAUUCAAGAACAUGCAGUAUGGGAUAAUCAGCAGUUUUGGGAGGCAGCAUUCUUUCAUGACGUCCAUCGACAAAUCAGGCGGCUUUAUUUACCGGCAAGGGAAGAGUCAGAUUGCCCAUUUCCACUGAAAGAAAAUGUGACGGACACAUGGAAUUUGAUGGAAAAACCUUCGGGAAUGGAUUUGGUCAGUGAUCAGCUAGCAAGUAUGUCAAAUGUUAGGGAUGAUGAAAUCGAGAAGCGUGCAGCAGAAGAAAACUCCAUUGUUUAUGGACAGGCUAAACAUUACAUCAAUCUGAUGGUAUACAUGCGAGUACCACUCGAUCUCUCAAAACUACGUCGCGUUAAUGUUCGUGAGCUGGAAAAGCGAAGCGAUCGAAAUGGUAGAAAACGCGAUUUUGAUGAAGAAACCGAAUUGUCGAUGAGUGAAAGUGAAGUGGAAAGUGGUUUUGUUGAAGCGGAUUCAACAGAUUUAGGGAACUCUACUGUCCGAUGGAUUAGCAGACUCAUCGAUCGUAUUUGCUCAUCAGCUGGUUUGGAACAACCGCAGAUUGAAAGCCUUUGUGGAGAAAUACCGGGCUUCGUUGCAUUGCACAUCGAUAAUCUGGAACAAGUUUAUACUGAAAGUAAACGUCUUUCGCCUUUGCAUAAGCCAAAAUUAUUACAACCAGCACUUUUACUACCAUCUGAACGUAUUGUUGCUGGAGGAUUGCGAGUAUUUUUAUUAGCCGAUGGACGUGUAACGAGCACAACGUGCGGUGAAACACCACAAAGUCUUCUUCCAGCUGAAGGAGCUAUUUUCCUUACCAAUUAUCGGGUUGUAUUCAAAGGGCAGCCUUGCGACUUAUUCCUAUGUGAGCAGGUAGUUGUGCGUUCAAUGACAGUUAUGUCAAUAACGAAGGAGAAACCGAUCGGUGAUGCUUCAUCUCAAAGUUCUCAGCUUGAGGGUAUUCCCGUACGUGUGGCACAUCAGUUACAUGAUGCCUUCCAGAUACGAAGUUCGGGUUUUCAACUCAUGAAAUUCGCGUUUGAUGAGGAAGUACCGAAUGAGAAAGCAGAGGAAUUCAUGGAAACUUUGAGUAGUUUACGAUGGGCAUCUGUUUUACCGCAUACGUUGUUCGCUUAUUCAGCUGCUUCAUCAAUACUUUCAUCAACGUUGGGUAGUAUCACAUCGAAACAUAAGUAUGGGACGAUGAAAGAAUUAAAGAAAGCGUUAAUGCGAAAUCCAUUGAAAGAAAGAAAACGAUUUCGAGCGCCACCUAAAGCAUUACCACCAAUUCCAAAAAAAUGGUGA
Loa loa (African eye worm) is the source of this 3165-nucleotide messenger RNA. RefSeq lists its product as hypothetical. The record is from RefSeq and is a predicted model, not a curated record. Gene Ontology annotation, biological process: regulation of Rab protein signal transduction. Gene Ontology annotation, cellular component: cytoplasmic vesicle. Bases 1 to 3165 code for a protein of 1054 amino acids. NCBI's taxonomy places the organism in Eukaryota, Metazoa, Nematoda, Chromadorea, Rhabditida, Onchocercidae. The transcript is spliced from 21 exons.